Cryptomeria japonica (Japanese cedar) is the source of this 1335-nucleotide messenger RNA. RefSeq lists its product as uncharacterized. NCBI's taxonomy places the organism in Eukaryota, Viridiplantae, Streptophyta, Pinopsida, Cupressales, Cupressaceae. The coding region runs from base 144 to 620 and encodes 158 amino acids. The transcript has 3 exons. The record is from RefSeq and is a predicted model, not a curated record.
AUCUAUUGCAUUUUGUAGUGGCUCAGGAAUUUGCUAAAAUUGCAGUUAAUAUCAUACUCAAGGGUGAUGUAGCUGCACGAGGGUAUGCAAAAGCAGCCAAUGCAUUGCAAGUGACGGUAGAUGCAGUUGAUCAGGGUGUCAAAAUGCUCUAUGACAUAUUUAUUAUUGGGUCUCAAUCAAAUUUCUCACCUACUGAAAUGAUCAAAUAUCUUAAAGAACUUGGAUUUCACGGUGAAACAAGAGAAUGUUUGGCAGCUUAUUUUAUUGAACGGUUACACGAAAUUAGAAGACUGGUAGCUGUUCCAAGGCUUAAUGUACCAUCAUACAGAAAACUGGAAUGGCGGCUUGAUGUGCAGCUUGCUAGCAGAAGUCUCUUGAAUCAGGCAGAACCAUCUUUUCUUCUGAAGCUUUCUCUAAAUCCAGUACAUGUGGGAGUUAUGCCCAUAGUUAUGAACAAGGGAAGUCAGUCCAAUGCACAAAUUGAUGAAAGAGCAGAAAAAGAAGUUAUCUUAAUGGAAGCAAAUUAUGCAACUCUGAAAAAAAUCUGUAACCAGUUAGAACAAGCUCUUGCUGAGCGCCAAAGCAGGCACAACCGUCGAAUACUACACCAAUUGCAGUAAAUGCAAUCAUGUUGCAUCUUGUCAGAAUCCAUUAAGAUGAACAUGCUAUCCUGUAACAGGCAGCAGUGUUACAAACAUCAGCAGUUGCGAUAGCAUACAGGCUACAUUGCAAUUCUUUCAUAUUGUAUAUUUGGAAAUUAGACUAUAAUUGUCAGGCUUGCAAUGCCUGCAGCUUGAGUUUGACAGAUGCCUGGAACUUUUGAAUGUCUGAAGUAGACAAGACAACAGCAGCAGAAUUAUGCUUAGGGUAACAUUUGUUUUACUAAGUACAAGUAAUAUUAUUAAUUUCCACCAAAUGCCAUAUAAAAUUAUGAAGAUUUUAAAAUGAGGCAGUGUAUGUAUAUGCUAUGACUGGCAAGCGCUCAGUUUGCUCUUGAGCUUGGUUAUGAUAAAAUUUAAGGGUAUAAAAGUUGAACAAAAUAUAUAAGGUAAAAACCGAAGUAUUGUUGUUCACACAGUGGGUCUAAUAUGCUGGCUUCAAUGAGACCUAAAAAUCACCUUUACCUUCAUCUCGUCUUUUAAUGAAAAUGUGGUAUCAUUGAGGGAAAAUAGCCAUUGGACGUUUUAUUUUCUCUGUUCAAGUUCCAAUUCGGAAACAGCACUGACAUUCAAUUGUUAUAGUAUGUAACUGUAAAGAGUUGAAAACCUCCUUUAUAUAGACCGUUGGUUUUUCUCAAUGGGCACUAUCAAAUCAAAGAAUUGGGGAUUCACUUCA